Molecule: messenger RNA, 1357 nt
Organism: Linum tenue
Lineage: Eukaryota; Viridiplantae; Streptophyta; Magnoliopsida; Malpighiales; Linaceae
Source: the annotation of a GenBank genome assembly
GGCCCGUCAGUUGAAAGAAUAUAUAGGCAUAUAAACCCUAACACAUUAUAAUCGCGAAGCUAGGGUUUGCAUCUUUGCAGUGUGUAUAGGCAUCGGCUGCUGAGCAGAAGGAGCGAAGAGACCGCCGCACAACCUUCGUCGCCGUCACCAUGGGUCGUAUGCACAGUCGAGGUAAGGGUAUUUCCGCUUCUGCUCUGCCCUACAAAAGAACCCCGCCGAGUUGGCUCAAGAUCUCUUCUCAGGAUGUCGAAGAGAACAUCUGCAAGUUCGCCAAGAAGGGUCUGACUCCAUCCCAGAUUGGUGUCAUUCUCCGUGACUCUCAUGGUAUUGCUCAGGUCAGGAGUGUGACUGGCAGCAAGAUCCUCCGUAUUCUCAAGGCAAAUGGUAAAUUUUGGAACUUCUAUUUUGAUCAUAGAAGGGGAUUGUUCAUAUACUAGAUUGCCUGGUGUUUAGGAUGUAGUGGAUACUAUGAACAGUGAGCCCUUGGAUUAGUGUCACUAGUUAGUUGGUGUUUUAGAUUCAUUAGAGAUACGAAAGGGUAGCGAUGAGCAUGCCUGAAUGUAGCAGCUGUAUGUAGUUGUAGAAAAAAGUGGCAUCUUGUCAUAGUAGAUUGUCGUCCAGUGUUAUUGUAUUUUAUAGAUUGGUUGGGCUUUUGUUGACAUUUGGUUUCUCGUGCUUGUUUCGAUGCAGGGCUUGCCCCUGAAAUUCCUGAGGAUCUGUACCACCUCAUUAAGAAGGCUGUUGCCAUCAGGAAGCAUUUGGAAAGGAACAGGAAGGACAAGGACUCCAAGUUCCGCCUGAUUCUUGUUGAGAGCAGAAUUCACAGGCUUGCCCGUUACUACAAGAAGACAAAGAAGCUCCCCCCAGUCUGGAAGUACGAGUCGACCACUGCCAGCACUCUUGUGGCCUAGGCAACCCAUGUUUGCUCUCAAAGUUUUUGCUGAAGUGGUGCUUUCUAGUCAAGUGUUCUUCUAUCAGUGGAAGAGUAAUCUUGAGAGCCAUGAACUCCUUUUUUGGGUUUGAUGUUAGAGUGGGAUUUAGUUUGUCUUUUCGGUUGAAUGUAUCUUGUGGGUCCGAAGUUUUAGAGAACAUACUAUUAUCCAAAUCGCUUCUACUUUUUAAUCAUAUUGAGUUGUAGAACCAAUUGAAUUCUGCGCUUCUAGUUAAGUUGUUUGUGUGCUGUCCCAUUCUGUGCCAUUCUUUUCAAUCCUUCUGCGUCAUCCUAAUGGUAGAUGGUUCUUAUUCUCGUUGAUGGUUUAAUACGUUGGUUCAUGGUUAAUACUUCGAGUGGAUCAAGUGCAUAAUGCAAUGUUAGUCAAAUGCUGAAUGGAGAAUUUGUUGAAGUUCAUUCAUUAAU